GUGUAUCAGCUGAUUCUCCCACCCUUUCAUAUAUUUUUCAGCAAUCGGUAUACUCGAAUCGACACUGACUAGAUAAUAGAAUCAACUAGGUACGACGACGUACUGUUUUUCCACGUUGUCAACAAAGAAAUCAUAGUAAAAGAAUAACCAAAAUACUUCUAAAGCUAAUGGCAGAUCAUGAAAUUGUCAAAUCGCAAAGAUAAUAAUUACAAGUGUCGUAAGAUGAUUUUAACACGUAAAUAUAUGUGUUAGAUACAAAAAUUAUUAUGGAAGAAAAGGAGUGAUAUACUGCAUGUGAUCGUAUUUCAAGGUCAUACACCGAAACAAUUUUAGCACGAAGAAUCUUAACCAAUAAAAAUCUGUAGUCAAGGCAAUUUCAUAUUUGUUUUAAGCGCUUGUACGUAGCUGGAUUUGGGGAUGGAUUAGGUGGUCUGUUUCAUCGUCAAGUAUGUUACGUGCUGCAGAGAAAAAAAUUCUUUCCUGUUUAAAGACUACGUAUCGUGGGUGGUAUGUGGAUAUAGGACCAGUUGUAGGAACAGCAGAUAAAAUAUGGACUAUUUCUUUGAACGAGGAAUCACCAAAAACACCAAUUGUUUUGUUACAUGGUUUGGGAGCUGGAGUAGCAUUAUGGUGUUUAAAUUUGGAUGCAUUGGCUUCCCAAAGACCAGUAUAUGCUAUCGAUAUAUUAGGUUUCGGUAGAAGUAGUCGUCCCGUCUUUAGUAAUGAAGCACAAGAAGCUGAAAACCAACUAGUCCGAUCCAUCGAAGAGUGGAGGAGGGAAAUGCAAUUAGAAAAGUUUGUAUUGUUAGGUCACUCUAUGGGUGGCUUCCUCGCGGCAUCGUAUUCUAUUCAGCAUCCUGAAAGGAUCAAACAUCUUAUUCUUGCGGAUCCAUGGGGUUUCCCUGAAAGACCGGUAGAACCAGCUUCGAGACAACCUAUACCAUUAUGGGUGAAAGUUAUAGCAUACGUUGUGCAACCAUUAAAUCCACUGUGGGCAGUCAGAGUAGCUGGUCCAUUUGGACAGUGGCUAAUUGAGAAAACUAGACCAGACAUUGUAAAGAAAUUUGCACCUAUGUUAAAGGAUGAUACCGCCGUAAUUUCACAGUACAUACAUCAGUGCAAUGCCCAAACACCAUCGGGUGAAAGUGCAUUUCACGCAAUGAUGCAAGGUUUUGGCUGGGCCAAAAAUCCUAUCGUAAGGAGAAUGGAUAAAAUGAGUUCAAAAAUUCCAAUAACUUUGUUAUAUGGUAGUCGGUCAUGGGUAGACAAUUCAUCUUGGGAAACACUGAAACAAGCCAAAUCAUCGUCUUACAUUAAUGUCCAGGCGAUAACAGGAGCAGGUCAUCAUGUUUAUGCGGAUAAAAGUGAAAUUUUCAAUAAAUAUGUAUUAGAAGCAUGUAAUUUAAGUGACACAAUACCCCAAUUAUCAGCAUCGAAUGUUCGUCUAAAUAGUAAACCUUUAAAUGAAGAAGAUAUCUCGCUCAUUGUAGCGAACGAACCAGUUAAUUCGAAAACCGAAGAAGAACAAGAAAUAAAUACGUCACAGACACGAUCUAGUUGAAGUUUAUUAUAAAAUAUUUCCGUUAAUUCGAAUUUAUUGAUGUCAUCGUGCAGUCGAACGGACUGCAUAUUCUGUGUGAUCUAAACUAGUACAUGAACUGCAACAUACCAACGCAUAUUAAUUAAUAUUUAUAUCACUAAUAUUAUAAUUUAAUUUCUAAUUUAUAUCGUAGCAUAUUAGUUCUAUUGUCUAUAACUUCUUAACCGCUUUUGGGGACAAAAGCAAUCAAUUCGUACUUUAGUCCUGUUGACUUUACAAACAUUUUUUCAAGCGUUAAUCGAUACGUUGAGAUUUCGAUUUUAUUUUAUAGAGCUCGAUUUGUUUCGAAGAAAUAUGGCUAUAAAUAUUGUAAUAUAAAUUUCGAGGCGGGGAGAAUGACUAGUAGCAAAUAAAUCUAAAUUCUUAAGUUACACGAAUACUUUAGAAAACGGUAAUUGCGAUACUUGCUGAUCACAAAUAAAAUCAAACGAAAUCGUGGGAUCAACAAUUUACAUAAAUUUGGUAUGUAAAUUACGUUACGUAAGUGUAAUAAAGAGAAGUUGAGUUGUACAUUAUGUAUAGUUAAGCAUAAAAUAAAAGAAAUCUUUAAUGUAGAUACGUAGACAGCGUUCAUAUUUCGUUUUCUGUUCAUAGAAGUGUACAUUACAAUAAAAAACCAUUAUGCAAUACA
Molecule: messenger RNA, 2231 nt
Organism: Colletes gigas
Lineage: Eukaryota; Metazoa; Arthropoda; Insecta; Hymenoptera; Colletidae
Gene: puml
Product: (Lyso)-N-acylphosphatidylethanolamine lipase
Exons: 8
Coding region: 449-1561 (370 amino acids)
Cellular component (GO): lipid droplet
Source: RefSeq, a predicted model, not a curated record